Messenger RNA from Entelurus aequoreus (snake pipefish), 3218 nucleotides. It is a transcript of the gene slc25a23a, whose product is annotated as solute carrier family 25 member 23a. The transcript is spliced from 7 exons. The record is from RefSeq and is a predicted model, not a curated record. NCBI's taxonomy places the organism in Eukaryota, Metazoa, Chordata, Actinopteri, Syngnathiformes, Syngnathidae. Gene Ontology annotation, biological process: transmembrane transport. The coding region runs from base 1442 to 2395 and encodes 317 amino acids. Gene Ontology annotation, molecular function: calcium ion binding; ATP transmembrane transporter activity.
GGUUGUGGCAUCCAAGCAAACACACAUUCUUGUUAAUGACAAUAAAACGCAUAGACACAGUACAUAAUAAAAGUGGAAUCUCAAUUUGCGAACUUAAUUGGUUUUUGAGCAGGGUUCGUAAAUUUCUCCAUAAGAAACAAUGUAAAUAUGAAUAAUGGGUUACAGCCUUGACAAAAGUCUAUAUUUUAGUGAAUAUUUGCAUGCACUGUAAUUGUAGUGUAUGCAUCUUCGAAAUAAACUAAAACUAACUAACACUUUGAAUACAAUAUAACAUGCUUUAUGUCAAACAAACAUAACAAGGGGGGUGCUGGAUCAACUUUAUCUUUAUUAACAAGUCAAAACAACAACAAUAAGCUGCUGUCCUCUGUAUACGGUGCUCUACCAAAACACAGAUAGUCCUUUUGGUGCCCUCACAAACAAUCAUAAAUCACCAGCGUUGGUAAUAACAGCGUUAUUUUUUUCCAGUAACGAGUAAUCUAAUUAAUUACUGUUCUCAUCGCUGCAACACCGUUGCCGUUACUGAGAAUGUAAAGUUGUGCGUUAUCACAGUUUGGUUAAAUGAAGCGCACACAGUGUCAUGUUUCGGCCACACAUCAGAGAGCAAGAGUGAUAAUGACAAAAUUAUCGGCAGUAGCGGAGACACCUGCUAAAAAAGGGACACGAUACACUAGUAUCUCAGUUGUCAGCGCUCUGUUAAUCCGCGCACACCCAGACUCACACACCCCUCCCCUCAGCCUUCAGUAAACCAGUGUUGACGAAAAUGUUAACAUGAACAAAAUCCAAUCAUAUUUAAUUCAAUCUUGUAGAUAGUUGGGACAAGUUCGGAAUAUGUUCAAUCACCGUUCUUUAGUAGCGUCAAAUAUGACAGACUGGUGGGAGUUAGCGACAAAGUUGAGCCAAUCAGAUGCUUCUCUUUGUCAGAUGAGGAAGUUGAAAUUCUCCUCAGCUGGGCAGCAGCGGCAAAACAAAAAUAUAUGAUUGUCCCACGUCGCAGCACCUUUUAUUUUUGACGCUUUAUGAUGCCACCUGCAGCAGGCGAGUCAUUGAUCGUGACAUCUACACAACUGUAAGUUAGCUUUGUGUAUUUGCUGCUUCUAACACACUUCCAUCCAUCCAUCCAUUUUCUACCGCUUGUCCCGUUCGGAGUCGCGGGGGUGCUGGAGCCUAUCUCAGCUGCAUUCGGGCGGAAGGCGGGGUACACCCUGGACAAGUCGCCACUUCAUCACAGGGCCAACACAGAUAGACAGACAACAUUCACACUCACAUUCACACACUAGGGCCAAUUUAGUGUUGCCAAUCAACCUAUCCCCAGGUGCAUGUCUUUGGAGGUGGGAGGAAGCCGGAGGGAACCCACGCAGUCACGGGGAGAACAUGCAAACUCCACACCGAAAGAUCCCGAGCCCGGGAUUGAACUCAGGACUACUCAGGACCUUGUAUUUAGAUGCUGGAUUUAGGCGAGCAGCUGACCAUUCCAGAUGAAUUUUCAGAAGAGGAGAAGAAGUCUGGUUAUGUGUGGCGACAGCUAAUGGCAGGAGCUUUGGCUGGAUCAGUAUCACGGAGUGGGACCGCCCCAUUAGACCGACUGAAAGUAUUCCGACAGGUUUAUGGUUCGUCUAUGUUUAGAGGCAAUGUGCUGAGUGGUUUUCAGUACAUGGUGAAAGAAGGAGGAGUGCAGUCAUUUUGGAGGGGCAAUGGUAUCAAUGUUCUUAAAAUUGCCCCAGAGACCGCAAUCAAGUUUACAGCUUAUGAACAGAUCAAACUCGUAAUGUUUGGCAGAAAGGAUACCAAAAAUCUCAGGGUUUAUGAGAGAUUUCUUGCUGGCUCUUUGGCUGGGGCAAUAGCUCAGACAGCCAUCUACCCAUUAGAGGUCCUGAAGACUCGUCUCACACUAAGAAAAACAGGCCAGUUCUCAGGAAUGACUGACUGUGCCAAGCAGAUCUUGCAGAUGGAAGGCAUUGCGGCCUUCUACAAGGGUUAUGUUCCCAACAUAUUAAGCAUUGUGCCUUACGCCGGCAUCGACCUGGCAGUCUAUGAGACUCUGAAGUUUGCAUGGCUGAAUAGGAACAGAGGUGUGGCUGACCCAGGGGUCAUGGUACUGGUUGGCUGUGGUGCCAUCUCCAGUACCUGUGGGCAGCUGGCAAGUUAUCCUCUUGCAUUGAUCCGCACCCGAAUGCAAGCUCAAGACUCCGUGAAAGGAUCCCCUAAGCUUUCCAUGUCCACCCUGAUUCACACCAUUGUCACCCGAGAGGGUGUGGCAGGUCUUUAUCGUGGAAUUUCCCCCAAUUUGCUGAAAGUCAUCCCUGCCGUCAGCGUGUCCUACGUGGCGUACGAAUAUACAAGGAUAGCCCUGGGAGUGGACGUGGAGGGUAGGCGGGGGUGCAGAGGGAAAGUGUAGAUGGUUUGUUGUGGUUUUCGUCUGCGAGAACAUACAGAUCUGUUGAACCUGCAUGAGGAAAUGGACCCUGACAAUGGAUGAACUCACCGACCUGUGAUUGCAAGACUUGAGGAUGGAAAAAUAGCAAAAGAGAUAUGACAUCCCUGCCUUUGGAUGACUUCACCUGACCUGGCAGCUGCUGUGAACAAUUGAAUGUGUGAGUUGCAUUGCACGGCAUGCCAGCAGUUGUUACCUGCGUGAAAAGUAACAAACUUGCCGUCAAGACUUGCAUGAACUUACCUGAAAGGCAACAGGUAGAAUGUGUACCGUGAGGCAUGGUGUGUAUUGGAAAGCGCAAGAGGGUUAUACAGCCUUUUCUCUCCCUCACAGGUGAACUGUAGAGAAGAUGGAUGGCUUGCAGAACCACCAAUCCAACGUCAAAACAUGUGUUUUACACUUAUAUAAAGUGGGCUGAAAUGGUGUAAACACCGAAGCAGAGAACGGAAGAAAACUUAACUCAAAAACUGUGGUCAUCCAAAUGGAUAUAUGGAGAUUUUAUUUUAAUUUUUUAUAGAUUUAUUUAAGAUUUUAAAUUUUUACAACACAUAUACAGCAGUAUACAUUGAAAUGUUGGCAAUGUAAAGGCCCACAAAACACAACACAAAACAGGGGGUAGGAGACAAACAACAAGACAUACUUCAAUUCGACGAAUAUCAAUAAUUAGAAAAAAUAUAUAUAUAUUAUGUAUGCACAAUACAUAUAUACACAUGCAGAUGUACAUACACACACAUACUGUACAUGAAUAUAGUUAAGUAUUAUGAAAAGAAAGAAACCAGAAGAUAUA